GCGGCAAAGGUCACCAGUGUUACUAACAACAGUCUCUCGAGGUUUCGAUCUCAUGUUGGCCGCUCUACGCUCCCGAUCAUCGUCCCCGCUGCUCCGUCAACAAUGGAGGCUAGGGUUUCCGUCUCUGCACCAAUCCUUCUCCACCUCCGCCGCAGAAGGCCUGCUUGACCUCCACGAGGUCGAGACGGUUCUCAGCGACGUCAAGGCCGACGACGUCAGGGUCAUACCGGCCAACAAGCACAGCGAGUGGGCCGAUUUCAUGGUCCUCGCCACCGGGAGGUCCACCUGGCACGUCAAGAACAUCGCCCAAGCCCUAAUUUACAAGUCUAAGCAAAAGCAGAAAGGAGCUCAGCGGUUGGUGCUUCCCACUGUUGAAGGGCAAGAGGGAGGAAAGUGGAUUGUCAUUGACUCUGGGAAAGUGAUAAUUCAUGCUCUUGAUGAGAAUGCCAGAGCUUACUACAAUUUGGAGACACUUUGGACUGCAAAGCCAACUGAGAAAGAACCAAUUCAGGAUUUGGAGAAGGCUUUUGUGAAGGUUCGUCCCAAAAAUAACUCUAAGAGGAAACCGACACGGCAAAGUGCUUAAUUUGGGAUGGGUUACUUCCAACCUUUGUCAUGUGAUGGUUAUAUGGAACGUUUGUUCAACAGCAUAAGUAAAAAAUCCAAGUUCUUGGUCUAAGGGUAGAUGAACUGGAAGUAGUAGCGAGGCCGAAGUUUAAGAAAGAGUGUUGGCAAGGAAUCAGUUCAGUUCAGGUCACCCUAAUCAGUCCAAGUGUUGUCGAUGAUAUAGGGAAGCGUCGAUGCCACUAUCCAUUAUCAUGUCUUUUCUUUGUUAACAUUGUUCAUUGUUGUCCGGGAUUAGCUAUGCAAUGUUGAAAGUUGUAUAUGAGAUUUAUCAAAGUCGUCAUUUCCUGGGAUUAUCGUGUCUCUU
Molecule: messenger RNA, 931 nt
Organism: Argentina anserina (silverweed cinquefoil)
Lineage: Eukaryota; Viridiplantae; Streptophyta; Magnoliopsida; Rosales; Rosaceae
Product: protein Iojap-related, mitochondrial
Exons: 5
Coding region: 53-586 (177 amino acids)
Biological process (GO): negative regulation of translation; negative regulation of ribosome biogenesis
Molecular function (GO): ribosomal large subunit binding
Source: RefSeq, a predicted model, not a curated record